CCCAUGGCGGCGCCAGCCAAUGGCGACCGUGCCUGCGCCCCGGCCCGCUGAGGGCGCUCGGUGCGGGCUUCCGCCCGUCGCGGCGGCCGGAAGGUGAUGUGGCGGAGCGCGGCGCGAUGUCUGCCAUCUUCAACUUCCAGAGUCUGCUGACUGUGAUCCUGCUGCUCAUAUGUACCUGUGCCUACAUCAGAUCCUUGGCUCCCAGCUUGCUGGACAAAAAUAAAACCGGACUGUUGGGGAUAUUCUGGAAAUGCGCCAGGAUUGGUGAGCGGAAGAGCCCCUACGUGGCCGUAUGCUGUGUGGUGAUGGCCUUCAGUAUCUUGUUCAUGCAGUAGCAGCUGGAGAAUGUCCCCGAGUACCCAACAGCAGAUCUUGUGUCAGGAAAGGAUUGGAAGCCUCACCAAGUCUCCUCUCACAUGAUGGAUACCUGUCUCCUGAUGGACACCCCUGCAGAUGGACCAGCAUUAGUGAUCAUAACCCAGAUGAGAUGUGCUUGUUAAUGCCAGGUCAGCACUGACACUCCUGCUGUAACUCAUGGAAGGGUGUCUGGUGCAUGUCUUGAGAUCCAGGGGAGCUUUUUUUUUUUUUUUUUUAACACCAUGCAGUUGAAAAGGCUUGCUGUUUUUAAUUCUUUAAAAUUUCUUGUCCGGUAGACCUGUUGAAUGGAACCUUAAAAUGGUAAAUCAGCCACAGCAAUAAGACCACCCUUUGAAGAAUAAAGAGCGUUUUGACUCAAGGGGAUGUUUAUCAAAGUAUUUUUAGUUCUUGCUGCCUGAACAAUACCUCUCAAUUUGUAAGUGGUGGCUCCACUCUCAUCCUAAAAAUAGGACCUCUGACCUAAGUUACUCUGAGCUAUUUGUUUCUAAAUUUGUAAUUUUUUCAAGUAAUGUAUCAAUAUUUCUGUUGUUCAGAUGAGAUGUGAAAUAAAGGGAGGGACCGUAAUUGUAGUGAUGUCUGAUGAGCUGCUGAGAAGGCAGAGGUGAGGGAUCUGAGACACCUGGACUGCUCUCUCUAAAAUACCACAUGUACUCAUUUUUAGAAGUUUAGGUCUCUCAGGUAUGUCAUUUCCCAGCUUCUUCCAAAAUGCUGAAAAAAGGAUUCAAAAGGCUCUGCUGCUGUUGCGUGUAUGGAAAGGUUUCUAAAUUGGCAGAAUGAACAGUUUGCUGCAGUUAUCCUUAGAUAAGGAAGUUGCAUGGCAUAAUAUAAAGGUUGAAGCAACUAAAUUGCACUCACGAGUAGUAAAGAUUAGAUUACUUUCAAUGAUGCCUGCCAUUAGCACUUCUUAAUUUUGCCCACUUUCAGUAAUCUAGUGACUUCUUCAAUAAUGCCUGACAGGUGUGUGUUAUAGCAGACAAAUGUGUGAUUUCUGGCUGCAUUUCAACUGUGAUACUGUCUGCAUUUGGGAGAGUUGUCUGUUUGCAGUAUUUGUUGUUCUGGAAAGGCUUGUGAUGAGAAGGAACAAAGCUAAAAAGUAAAACACACUCAAAGGUAUGUUAACUCUUGUCAUUCUUACUUGAAAACCUUAUUUUCAUCACAUUAUCCUGCAACUAGGAAAAAAGGCGAUUUUGAGUUAUGACUUUUGUGUUGACUCACAUGUACCUGCGAAUCUAAACCACCAACAGAAGUAGCCAUCCAAAACUUUUCUAAUCUGGUCUCGGGAAAAAUAGAUUUGGGCCAAAUAAAUACCCCUGGCUGUGAAGCAGAGCAGUGCAAAGCUGUAGGACUGUAACCAUGCUGUGCACACAUAGAAGCAUAGGACUGGGCAGGAGAUGUGGGGAGUACAAAAUCUGCUUCUGUAACUCCAUAUGUGGAUGCUGCUCCAAACAGGGCAUCAAAGCAACUCAGGUUUGGAUUUCAAAGGAGCUGUUCCUCAACAGGGGGAAGGGAGAUUCUUAAGGAGUCUUGGGGUUUGACUGUCAUGUGUAUAUGUUUAAAAUAUGCAGAGAAUAAUCUGGUAACUUUUUAUGUUGAGCAGUUAUAUUCUAGUUAUUCUUUUAAUAAAUAAUGGCAUUUUCAUGAUAUUCACACA
This is a messenger RNA of Prinia subflava (tawny-flanked prinia), 2029 nucleotides long. It is a transcript of the gene TMEM167A, whose product is annotated as transmembrane protein 167A. Gene Ontology annotation, biological process: protein secretion; intracellular transport. The record is from RefSeq and is a predicted model, not a curated record. Lineage: Eukaryota; Metazoa; Chordata; Aves; Passeriformes; Cisticolidae. Bases 117 to 335 code for a protein of 72 amino acids. The transcript is spliced from 4 exons.